AGCAGGUGGCCAGUUUAAAAUCUCAGCGCACCUUCGUUGACUUUCCAGUCGAGCGCGCUGCCCCGGAGUAUCCGCCAGCCUCUCUCGGCCUCCAAAGCCCACGAUGCCGGCUUCGUCCCAGGGCAAGUGGGGCUCUACCGCCGCGCGUUUCCUCCUGGCGGUUCUUGCCAUCCAUAACUUCCAUUACACUCUGGGCAAUGACAUCAUUGUACAUAAGAAUCAACCCAAGAGAACCAAGCAGGAUUGGGAUCCUUCCAGUAGUUUGCGUCCAUUGCGUCGUACAAAACGGAGAUGGGUGAUUACUACUAUUGAACUUGAAGAAGAAAGCAGAGGACCCUUCCCCAAAAUGAUUGGCGAGCUCUUCAAUAAAGCAUCCCAAAAUACAUCCAUAAAAUAUUCAAUUAGUGGACCUGGUGUGGAUGAAUUUCCGGAAUAUGGAUUGUUUUCUAUCGAGGAUGAUGCCAGAGGCCUUGUAUAUGUGCAUCAUUCCAUAGAUCGAGAGAGGACGCCCUCUUUUCCAAUACGUUUUGAUGUUCAUGAUAGAAAGACUGGAGCAAUACUAGACAGUUCCUUGUUCUUCAACAUUCAGAUUAAGGAUAUAAAUGACAAUGCUCCUGAAUUUCUCCAAAAGGAAUUUAACAUUAAUAUAAAAGAAAAUCACAGCAAAAAGGAACCUGUUUUCAAAGUCAUAGCAGUGGAUAAGGACCAAGAAGGCACUGCAAAUUCUGAAGUGGUAUUUUGCCUGGUCUCACAAACCCCUGAACUAAAGCCUCUUCUUUUCACCAUUGAUUCCACUAGUGGCUUAAUAUACAUUACACAAUGCUUGGAUUAUGAGACCAAUAGGAAUUUCAGACUUGUGAUUAGGGCUUCAGACCGUGGUUCUCCAUCCUUAUCGUCAACUGCAACAAUCAAUAUUUCCAUGGAAGAUUCUAACAACAAUUUGCCUGUAUUCACUCCAGAAAAUUAUUAUGCAGAUGUCCCAGAAGGUAAAACCAAAGAUAAUAUCCUUCGCCUCAAGGUGGAAGACAAAGAUAGUCCUAAUACACCUGCUUGGAGAGCUGAGUAUACCAUAAAGAAAGGAAAUGAAAGAGGAAACUUUGCCAUUGUGACAGAUCCUAAAACUAAUGAAGGUGUUUUGAGUGUUAUCAAGCCUUUGGUCUACAGUACACCUUCUGAGAGAAGACUUCUCAUUGUUGUGAAGAAUGAAGAGUCCUUCUUUAUAUGCCAGAGAGGCUUUGUGAACACGAAUGCUUCUCCACAAUUGCCUGAAGUGUCAGUGAGCAUUAAUAUCACUGAUGAAAACAAUGCCCCUCAGUUCAGUCCUCCAAUUCUUAAACUUUCUCAAGAAGAAGGGGUGAUGCCAGGAACCAAACUUGUACAAUAUGAAGCUCAGGAUCCAGACACAGGACAGCAGAAAAUAAAAUAUAAAGUAGUGUCAGAUCCAGCUGGUUGGGUGACGAUCGAUGAAAAUUCUGGAAUUGUGACAGCUGCAAAAACUCUUGACAGAGAAUCCCCAUUUGUGAACAACAACACGUACACCAUUGUGAUUCAUGCCACUGAUGAUGGUGUUCCACCAUUAACUGGCACAGGUACCAUUCAACUUUACCUUUCUGACCUGAAUGACAAUGCUCCAAUGCUAGUUACAACAUCCUUGACCAUCUGUGAGGGAAAUGAAAUGGGUCCUUUUCAUAUAGAAGCUGAGGACAAAGACUCCUAUCCAUACGCAGAACCUUUUACGUUCCAAUUGGAAGAUGCCUUAGAGGGUACCGAAAAACUCUGGAGGCUGGGAGAGAGCACUGAUAAUGCUGUCGAGCUUUUUAUCCUGCAAAGACUCCCUCCUGGUGAAUACUUUGUGCCAUUCCUUAUACGAGAUUUGCAAGGGUUUUCCAGGCAAGAGACCCUGGAUCUCCAGGUCUGCUCCUGUCCUGAUGGGGUCACUUGCGAGCAACGUUAUUCAUUGAAAGCUGUAUCACUAAGUCUCAGCGGAGGAGCAGUGGGCAUAAUUAUGGUUGCAUUUCUAUUACUGUCAUUGGGCCUGGCGCUCCUAUUGUGUUCCUGCAUCUCUGAAGAGAAGGGAGCACCUACAUUCAUUCCAUACGGAGCAGGCAACCAAUCCCUGAUCCACUACAAUGAGGAGAGUGAACAUGUUUUGAAUGUACCUGACUCAGGGAACCAAGGAACAGCAUCCUCAGUAUAUGCAAAAAUUGCGAAGGAGAAACCACAAGCUCUUGAGGUAACUGGAAUGGAGCAUCACCCUUUCUGCAGGUGA
This is a messenger RNA of Pseudonaja textilis, 2269 nucleotides long. Its product is annotated as cadherin-like protein 26. The record is from RefSeq and is a predicted model, not a curated record. Lineage: Eukaryota; Metazoa; Chordata; Lepidosauria; Squamata; Elapidae. Gene Ontology annotation, cellular component: plasma membrane; catenin complex; adherens junction. Gene Ontology annotation, biological process: cell-cell junction assembly; homophilic cell-cell adhesion; multicellular organism development. Gene Ontology annotation, molecular function: beta-catenin binding; cadherin binding; calcium ion binding.